UUGUGUGGCGGCGACGUUCCGUUUAUUUGGUCGCCAUUUCGAAUUUUUAGUCGGAGCGAUUUCGAUGGGCAUCACGCGCUCGAGUGCGAUGGCGUGCGAAGGAGCGAUGGGGUGCUGGCGUUGUGCGCCAGCGACGCGGAUUUCGUGACGGAGCGGCUCGGCGCGGCGGUUCGGCCGCUCGUCGUCCAUCCACCGUUGAGGGAGAGCGUGUUGAAGAUUGCGCGCGCGCGGCGCGGAGAGACUCGAAGACGGAAGUACUUGACGUGCGUCGUGCGCGUGAGCGAAGAGAAAGAGCCGCACAGGUUCGUCGAGCUGUGCGAGGAACUCGCGAGGCGAGGCGUUUUUGAUUCCAAAGCUCUCUCGCCCGUGUUUUGCGCCAACGCGAGCUUGUGUCAAACGAGCGCGUACGCACAAGAUCUGAAGGCUCGCUUUCAAAAGUGUGCGCCCAGUGGUCGAGUGAUUGAGCACUUUCUUUCGCCGGAAGAGUUGGGCGAAUUGUUUAGCGAGACGAUUUUGAACAUUCACCCGCCGACACACGACGCCUUCGGGAUGACAAUCGUCGAAAGCGCAGCGUUUGGUGCGCCCUCCGUCGUACAUCACGCGGGCGCGGUCGGAGCGAGUGAGUUAUUACAGACCAUUGGUGUGGACGUGGAAGCUCCGACGCGCGAGUUCGCUGAUAAAAUCGAAGAAAUUCUUCUCGACGCGCGCACGCGCGUCGUCGCCGAAAACGCCCACUCCAAAGCUUUGGAGUGGGACGAGGCCAGUUUUGGGCAUGCGGUCUUCGACUUUUUGUUCAGUCACAUUAGAAAUCCGUAG
Ostreococcus lucimarinus CCE9901 is the source of this 816-nucleotide messenger RNA. RefSeq lists its product with no specific name. The annotation marks the transcript as partial. Lineage: Eukaryota; Viridiplantae; Chlorophyta; Mamiellophyceae; Mamiellales; Bathycoccaceae. The record is from RefSeq and is a predicted model, not a curated record. Gene Ontology annotation, molecular function: glycosyltransferase activity. The transcript has a single exon.